AUGAAAGAGAAGUCCAAAAAUGCUGCCCGGACUAGACGGGAGAAGGAAAACAGUGAAUUUUAUGAACUGGCGAAAUUACUACCCCUGCCCUCUGCUAUCACCUCUCAGCUGGACAAAGCAUCCAUAAUCAGACUCACCACCAGCUAUUUAAAAAUGAGGGUGGUUUUUCCAGAAGGACUUGGAGAAGCCUGGGGCCACUCUAGCCGAACCAGCCCACUGGAUAAUGUUGGACGGGAACUGGGAUCCCAUCUUUUGCAGACGUUGGACGGUUUCAUAUUUGUCGUGGCUCCGGAUGGCAAGAUCAUGUACAUCUCGGAGACCGCUUCGGUGCACCUGGGCUUGUCGCAGGUAGAGCUGACCGGCAAUAGCAUUUACGAGUACAUCCACCCCGCCGACCACGAUGAAAUGACGGCGGUGCUCACGGCCCACCAGCCCUACCACUCGCACUUCGUGCAGGAGUACGAGAUCGAGAGGUCCUUUUUCCUGAGGAUGAAGUGCGUCCUGGCCAAGAGGAACGCGGGCCUGACCUGUGGGGGCUACAAGGUCAUUCACUGCAGCGGGUACCUGAAGAUCCGCCAAUACAGCCUGGACAUGUCCCCCUUCGACGGCUGCUACCAAAACGUUGGCUUGGUCGCCGUGGGCCACUCGCUGCCGCCCAGCGCCGUGACGGAGAUCAAGCUCCACAGCAAUAUGUUCAUGUUCCGGGCCAGCCUAGACAUGAAGCUCAUAUUCUUAGAUUCCAGGGUAGCUGAGCUAACAGGUUACGAGCCCCAGGACUUGAUAGAGAAGACCCUUUACCACCACGUCCAUGGCUGUGACACCUUCCACCUGCGAUGCGCUCAUCACUUGUUGCUGGUGAAAGGGCAAGUGACCACCAAGUACUACCGCUUCCUGGCCAAACACGGUGGCUGGGUGUGGGUGCAGAGCUACGCCACCAUCGUGCACAACAGCCGCUCCUCCCGCCCGCACUGCAUCGUCAGCGUCAACUACGUUUCCACGGAUACUGAAUAUAAAGGACUACAGCUCUCCUUGGAUCAGGUCACUGCUACCAAGCCGGCAUUCUCAUACGCAAAUUCAACUCCGACCAUAACGGAUAAUAGAAAGGGAAGCAAAUCUCGCCUCUCGAGCACAAAGUCAAAAUCAAGGACAUCACCAUACCCACAGUAUUCUGGAUUUCACACCGAGAGAUCCGAGUCUGACCACGAGAGCCAGUGGGGCGGGAGCCCCCUGACCGAUACGGCUUCUCCCCAGCUACUGGAGCCCACGGACAGACCGAGCUCCCAGCACCACGAUGUCUCCUGUGCCUACAGACAGUACUCGGACCGCAGUGCUCUCUGCUACGGUUUUACGCUCGACCACUCCAGGCUGACCGAUGAUAGACAUUUCCAUACUCAGGCCUGUGAAGGAGGCAGAUGUGAAGCUGGCCGGUAUUUCCUUGGCACGCCGCAGCCGGGAAGGGAGAGCUGGUGGGGUUCUCGUUCAGCAUUGCCCCUGACUAAGUCGUCCCCUGAGAGCAGAGAAGCGUAUGAAAACAGUAUGCCCCACAUAACUUCAGUGCAUAGGAUUCAUGGGAGAGGACACUGGGAUGAGGACAGUGUUGUCAGCUCACCUGAUCCUGGCUCUGCCAGUGAAUCAGGCGACCGAUACCGUCCUGAGCAAUAUCAGAGCAGUCCGCAUGAGCCCAGCAAAAUUGAAACUCUAAUAAGAGCCACCCAGCAAAUGAUUAAAGAGGAAGAAAACAGACUCCAGCUGCGGAAAACAACUCCUGAUCCACUGGUCUCCAUUAAUGGCACAGGGAAGAAGCACGCUAUCUGUUUUGCAAACUACCCUCAGCAGCAGUUGGCAGGGGAUGUCUGCCGUGUCCCAACGGUUGCCAACACUCCUCCCUGUGAACACAUCCAGCAACGAGAUGGAAAGAUUAUGAGCCCACAUGAAAAUGACUAUGACAACAGCCCCACAACACUGUCUAGGAUAAGCAGCCCCAAUUCUGACCGAAUAUCAAAAUCCAGCUUGGUACUAGCUAAAGACUACCUGCAUUCAGAUAUGUCCCCCCAUCAAACCCCAGGGGACCACCCAGCAGCCUCUCCAAAUUAUUACAGCUCCCACAGGCAGUACUUUGAUAAGCAUGCUUACACAUUAACUGGGUAUGCCCUGGAGCAUCUAUAUGACACCGAAACCAUUAGAAACUAUUCACUAGGCUGUAAUGGAUCACACUUUGAUGUGACUUCUCACUUAAGGAUGCAGCAAGAUCCAGCACAAGGACACAAGGGGACAUCCGUUAUAAUAACCAAUGGAAGCUGA
Molecule: messenger RNA, 2301 nt
Organism: Charadrius vociferus (killdeer)
Lineage: Eukaryota; Metazoa; Chordata; Aves; Charadriiformes; Charadriidae
Gene: SIM1
Product: single-minded family bHLH transcription factor 1
Exons: 12
Coding region: 1-2301 (766 amino acids)
Biological process (GO): regulation of transcription by RNA polymerase II
Molecular function (GO): DNA-binding transcription factor activity, RNA polymerase II-specific; RNA polymerase II transcription regulatory region sequence-specific DNA binding; protein dimerization activity
Source: RefSeq, a predicted model, not a curated record